Molecule: messenger RNA, 663 nt
Organism: Staurois parvus
Lineage: Eukaryota; Metazoa; Chordata; Amphibia; Anura; Ranidae
Source: the annotation of a GenBank genome assembly
GGUCAUGUGAUCAGCUGUGUCCAAUCACAGCUGAUCACAUGGGACAUGUACACUGAUCAUCAGGGCACUGAUGAUCAGUGUGCCCUGAUGAUCAGUGUGGCCCCAGAAGUGCCACCUGUCAGUGUCCAUCAGUGCCACAUCAGUGCCACAUAUCAGUGCAUACCAGUGCACAUCAAUGCCACAUAUCAGUGCCCAUCUGAGCUGCUUUUCAAUGUCACCCAUCAGUGCCAGUCAGUGCCACCUAUCAAUGCCAAUCAGUGCCACCUAUCAAUGCUGCCAAUCAGUGCCACCUAUCAGUGCCAGUCAGUGUCGCAUCAGUGCUGCCUAUCAGUGCCAGUCAGUGCUGCCUAACAGUGUCAGUCAGUGCUGCCUAUCAGUGCCACCUAUCAGUGCCAUAUAUCAGUGUCAUGUAUCAGUGCUGCCUUUCAGUGCCCAUCAGUGAUGCCUGUCAAUGCCCAUUAGUGCAACCUACCAGUGCCUCCUCAUCAGUGUCACCUAUUAGUGUCCAUCAGUGCAGCCUAUCAGUGCCCAUCACUGCAGCCUCAUUAGCGCACAUCAGUGAAGGAGAAAAAUCACUUAUUUACAAAAUUGUAUAACAAAAACUAAGAAAAAACUUUUUUUUCAAAAUUUUCAGUGGUUUUUGGUUUGUUUAAGAAAAAAUAA